This is a messenger RNA of Dovyalis caffra, 459 nucleotides long. The record is from the annotation of a GenBank genome assembly. Lineage: Eukaryota; Viridiplantae; Streptophyta; Magnoliopsida; Malpighiales; Salicaceae.
AUGAAGUCCUGCGAUUGCGUUGGUCAAACACAAUGGCUCCAUGAAGAACUUGUCAAAUAUCAGUUUAUAUCGGACAUUUUAAUUUCAUUGGCAUAUUUCUGUAUUCCAAUCGAGAUUAUAUAUUUUAUGCGAAAAUCAGCACUGCUCCCAUACAAAUGGGUGCUUCUGAUGUUUGGUGCUUUUAUUGUUCUCUGUGGAGCAACCCAUUUCGUAAAUUUAUGGACCUUCUGGAAGCAUUCAAAAACUGUUGAUGUGGUGUUGACUGUGGCAAAAAUCUCUUGUGCUGUUGUAUCAUGUGCAACGGCGAUGAUGCUCCUCCACAUUAUUCCUCAUCUACAGAUCAAUGUUAGGGAAUUAUUCCUGAAGAAUCAUGCUGGAGAGCUUGAUCGCCUGAGUGUUAAAGCAGGAGAAUUUUUUCUCAACAAGUCUGAGAAACUGGAUAAGGAGAUGGGGAUUUGA